Molecule: messenger RNA, 634 nt
Organism: Rhipicephalus sanguineus (brown dog tick)
Lineage: Eukaryota; Metazoa; Arthropoda; Arachnida; Ixodida; Ixodidae
Product: general transcription factor IIE subunit 2-like
Biological process (GO): transcription initiation at RNA polymerase II promoter
Cellular component (GO): transcription factor TFIIE complex
Source: RefSeq, a predicted model, not a curated record
CACCACCCUCUGUCGCUUGAAGAGAUCUUGGACGAGACGAACCAACUGGACCUCGGAGCACGGCAAAAGCACUGGCUGGCAACAGAGGCCCUGCAAAACAACCCGAAGCUUCAAGUGACGCACGACGGCAAGUACUGCUUCCGGCCAGCGUACAACCUCAAGGACCGCAAGAGUCUUCUGCGGCUACUAGACAAACACGACCAGAGGGGCCGGGGUGUGCUACUAGAAGACGUGCAGGAGUCGUUGCCCAAUGUGGAACGCCACCUCAAGGUGCUGGGCGACAGCGUCAUCUAUGUGGUGCGCCCCGUCGACAAGAAGAAGGUGCUUUUCUACAAUGACAAGUCCCUGCAGUUUAGUGUUGACGAAGAGUUCCAGAAGCUUUGGAGAGCGUUGCUGUCGAAGGUAUAGAUGAUCAGAAGCGAGGAGUACUUGCAGAAACAGGGCAUCACAUCUAUGCAGGACAUGGGUGUCAAGAAAGUGAAGCGUAAGAAGCCGUCGUCGAAAAGGGCAAAGACGUUCAAGAAGCACAACGACCACAUGGGGGACAUUCUAGAAGAUUACACCGACAAGUAGAUCUCAUACAUGUAAAACUGUACAUAUGCCUUGUAAAUUUCUGCGUAACAUUUCUGCGAGG